AUAAAUUGGUUGGAUAAUGAAGUCAAAAAACUUAAGACUAUCGUGAGAGAACAAUUAUUUAAAGAAGUUAAUUGGCGUAAAAUAGCGAAAGAAUUUCCAGGAAAGAGCCCAGAACAAUGUAGAGAUAAAUGGAAGGGAACAUGGGAUGAAAUAGAUGAUCAAGUCCUUAAGGAUAUAGUGAAAAAAUACGGAAAUGAUUGGGAAACAGUAGCUGAACAUAUUGAUGGAAGAACACCUAACAUGUGCCGAGAUAGAUGGCAAAUAAUUAAUCCAGAUAAAGUUAAAUAUAAACGAUUUUCAGAAGUGGAACAACAACUUUUAGAACAUGUUAUUGUUAAUGAAAGUCCUUUAUGGCGAGGAAGAAGAACUAAUUGGAAAUACAUAUCAGAGAAAUAUUUUCCAAGUCGUAGUAAUAUCGAAUUAUUAGAUUAUUGGAGACGCUGUCGUAAUCAAAAUGAUUGGACACAAAAAGAAGAUGAAUUACUUCGAAUAAAAAUGAAAGAAUAUGGAGGACCACCUGAAA
Molecule: messenger RNA, 523 nt
Organism: Scutellospora calospora
Lineage: Eukaryota; Fungi; Glomeromycota; Glomeromycetes; Diversisporales; Gigasporaceae
Source: the annotation of a GenBank genome assembly